Chaetomium strumarium is the source of this 696-nucleotide messenger RNA. RefSeq names its product DSBA-like thioredoxin domain-containing protein. The coding region runs from base 1 to 696 and encodes 231 amino acids. Lineage: Eukaryota; Fungi; Ascomycota; Sordariomycetes; Sordariales; Chaetomiaceae. Gene Ontology annotation, molecular function: oxidoreductase activity. The transcript has 2 exons. The record is from RefSeq and is a predicted model, not a curated record.
AUGACCCGCUUUAAUAUCAAAAUUGUUUCCGAUGCGAUCUGCCCUUGGUGCUAUGUGGGCAAGAAGCGCCUCGAGCGUGCCAUCGAGACGUACAAAAGAGACGUCCCCGGCAGUGCCAAUGACACCUUCUCAAUCUCGUGGCAUCCCUUCUAUCUCGACCCUACGCUACCGAAGUCCGGCAUCGACCGGAAGGAGCACCUGCUCAAGAAGUUUGGGCCUGAACGCAUGGCAAUGGCAAAUGCCCACCUUCAGACACUCGGCGAGGCCGAGGGCAUCAAGUUCUCUUUCGGGGGCAAGAUUGGCAACACUCGCGACGCCCAUAGGCUCGUCCAGCUCGCCAGAACCAAAUCCAACGAAAUGGAGAACCGCCUCAUCUCGACCAUGUUCAAGAGCCACUUCGAAGAAGAUGCCGAUAUCACGUCCCAGGACGCGCUGGUCGCAAUGGGUGAGAAGGCAGGUCUGGACAGGGCCGAGGUGAAGCAGUGGCUCGAGGAUGGCAAAGGUGGGCAAGAGGUCGAUCGUGAGGUCGAAGAGGCGUACAGCGAUGGCAUCCAUGGCGUUCCCAGGUUUAUCAUAAACAACCGGUACGAUGUGGAAGGCGCCCAAGAUGUGCAAACGUUCGUAGACAUCUUUGUACGGGCAAAGAAGGCAUCGCCGGAUGUCAGCGCGGUUUCAUCGGAAGGGGUGAGCUGCUAG